GUGUAUUCUUGCCCCGACGCCGAUGGCGAUCUCACCGAAGCGAGAGUAUCUCGAUGAAAACGCGGAGGCUGCAGCUCUUGUGCACCCCAAACUCGUCUCCUCUCUCGUAAACCCUGCUAAUACAGUGUUGGACUACAGUAAUUCGUACCUCGGCGACGACAAGUUCGGGGAGAUCAUCGAGAAGGCCCGACGCGCGAGCGUCCCGACACGAUUAGAUCUACGCGGCAAUUGCUUUGAAGCUGGGGCAGCACGAGCACUUGCGACACUGUUGCGUUCUUCACACAACGUGGUCGCCAUCAGUUUGGAAUGGAACAAUGUCGGUCUGCUGGAUCAAGGCGUGGAAGCUCUCGCUGGGGCGCUGGAAGUGGAUAACCGGUUGCUAAUACUCGACUUGCGUAACAAUAACAUUGGACCGGAGGGUGCCAAAGCACUCGCAAAAGCUCUCCGAGUCAAUCGUACGCUGCGUCAAUUGGACUUGCGUUGGAAUGAGAUUGGGAAUCCUGGUGUGUUGGCAUUUCGGGAAGCGUUGCAGAGCAAUUACGCGCUUGUGACACUGGAGCUUAUGGGCAACAAUAGCAGCUUGAAGCAUGUGGACGAGAUCGAGGUAUUACUGGCUAGGAAUCGUGCCUUCACGGAGAGACCACCGCCUCUGGCAGUCGACGUAUCUUGCCAAAAUGGCGGGGCGAACAAAGAGAGCCCGAAAGCUGCUCCGGAUGACCAGCUACUACUCCAAGUCCUUGCGGAGAAGGAGGAGCUGGAGACAGCGGUGAGUCUAGGCAAGCGAGAACGACAGAAAAUGAUAGAGAAAACCGAAGAGCUUGAGCUACAGCUGCAACAAGUUCGCAAAGAUACUGAGAUGGCAAAAGAAGAGCGAGAUCGCUAUCAACAACGUGAGAUCGACGCAAAGCGUGAUGCCCAUGAGCUGAGGAUGCAGCUGGACGAACUUGAGAAUCGGCGAAAGCUCGAGUUUGAAGAAUACCGGUCAGCACGAACAGCACUCGAGCGCGAGAAUGCAGUCAUCCGAGAUAAGAUGGGGCACAUGGAGGCCCUGCGCUCCAAGGAAGCAGAGCAGAAAGACAAGCAGAUUUCUCAGCUUGAAGAGGUCAAAUAUACACUAGAUAACGAGAUGCAUCGUACGUCCCUCACGAUAAGAGCACAAGAGGAAGAAAUAGGGAAGCUACAUAAACAGCUUCAAGAUACUCAACAAGAAUACAGCCGCAAAGAAGCGAAGCUGGUGUCGGACCACGAAGGCAAAUUGAGCGCGGCUCAACGGCAGCAUGAUAUGGUUACUGGAUCCAUACAGACGCAGCUCAGCUACACUUCAGCACAACUUGAAGCGAGUGAGCGGAGUGUUCGAGAGCUCAAGGAUAAGUGCGAAGCCUUGCAAGCCAAGAUGCUGCAGUCUCAGAUUGAUCACGAGAAGUCAAUUGGUGACUUGAAGCAGCACUGGGAAGCAGAGAUGCAGGAACGAAUCCAGCGCUCUGUCGGAUCGGUCGAAGCUCAAGUAGCGGAGGUGAAGAAGGCUCGGCAACAGCUUGAGCGAGAGGUGGAAAAACACCUCGAAACCAUCAUCCAACUGCGUCAGGACAAUAUAUCACUACUGCAGGCGAAGGAUGAACAGCAGCGUGAGAUGGAGACGGCGAUGGAGACGCAGGCCAAGACACUGCAGGAGGAGCAGACGCUGCUGGCUGCAGCGGUGAGUGAACGAUCUCGCAUCGAGGAGAAGCUGCGACUCCAGCUGCGCAAGAUGGAGGAGCAGGACGCCCGACUUGUGCAGAUGCAGGCAAACUUCGACGAACGGAUCCAGAUUCUGACUUCUAGCGCAAAGAUCGCGGCCGAGGAGAGCGCCGCUAUCAUGAAGGAGAAGGCAGCGUUGAUCGCAUCUCUAGAGGGUCAAGUGCUGCGAUUGGAGCGGGAGCUAUCAGCGUUGAACCACGAGCACGAGAAGCGCAUUGACAACUUGGCGGAAUCCUUUGGCCGAUUUGUACAGGAGCAAAUGGGUAAGGAGCGAGAACGCCGCAAAAAAACGUCGGCGGCGCCGAGUUCCGACGUCUAGUGAGUGUAGUAGACAGCGACCUGGAUGAGGCCCUGACUACCUGUCUUAGGGCGUGGUCCACUGGUUGUGGACGCUGUGCAGCCGCAGCUGCAACGAUCGAAGUCAUGCGCAUCAUUUCAAAGAAGUUCUCGUCCAAGGCGGAAACGUUGACAAAAUGAAGAGUGGACAUUGAGUUGACAUUGAAGUGAUCACCAACCAGUGGAAUUGGCCGAAAAUCGAAUUUUUGUCGCACCAUCUGUCACUGGGCGCGAUCUUUCGCCGCGCUUUGGAUUUCAAAUAUUGACCCC
Phytophthora nicotianae INRA-310 is the source of this 2343-nucleotide messenger RNA. RefSeq lists its product as hypothetical. Gene Ontology annotation, molecular function: protein binding. The transcript is spliced from 4 exons. The record is from RefSeq and is a predicted model, not a curated record. Bases 23 to 2056 code for a protein of 677 amino acids. Lineage: Eukaryota; Oomycota; Peronosporomycetes; Peronosporales; Peronosporaceae.